AUGCCACCCGCCGCCGCGAGAGCCCAAGCGGAGCUGCACCACCAAAAGACCAAACUCGCCAACUCGUACAGCGAGCUCCUCGACAAGGACCUCCGUACUGUCGGCAACUACGCCGUCGGCCGCCUGAUAGGCAAGGGCUCAUUCGGAAAGGUCUACUUGGCCUCGAACAAACUCAUCAAUGGCUCCAAGUCGGCCAAAAAGGACGACGCCAACCUCGCCCGCGAGAUCCACCACCACCGCCAAUUCCUCCACCCACACAUCGCUCGUCUCUACGAAGUCAUAGUCACCGAGUCGCUGGUAUGGCUGGUCCUGGAGUGGUGCUCCGGCGAUGAGCUGUACAACCACCUACUCGAACACGGUCGCAUGCAAGAAAAAAAGGUUCAAAAGAUCUUCACACAACUCGUUGGCGCAGUCUCAUACGUCCAUUCAAAGUCUUGCGUCCAUCGCGACUUGAAACUCGAAAACAUCCUGCUCGACAAGCACGGCAAUGUCAAACUGGUCGACUUUGGCUUUACCCGCGAAUACCAGGGCACUACUAGUUAUCUGCAGACAUGGUGCGGCACCGUCUGCUACAGCGCGCCAGAGAUGCUGAAGGGAGAAAAAUACGCUGGUGAAAAGGUGGACGUCUGGAGUCUGGGGAUCAUUCUAUACGCUCUUCUGUGCGGAGAGUUGCCAUUCGACGAAGACGACGAGAACGAGACAAAGCAGCGCAUCCUCAAGGAAGACCCCAAGUAUCCGGAAUACGUUCCAGAGGGCGCAAAGGACCUUCUUUCGAAAUUGCUGUCCCGCCGUCCCCUCCUACGACCACCGUUGGCCGAUGCUCUCCGUCAUCCCUGGCUGCAAGAAUACGCUCCUCAGCAACAAGAGAUUCUCAAAGUCUUGCAACCUCCGCCAUUCAGUACCGAAGUAGAAAAGGCAACACUGCAACGCAUGCGCAGCGCGGGUGUCAACAUCGAUCAUGUCAUUGAGAACGUGCUGGGACAAAGAUGCGACCCACUGGCUGGCUGGUGGGGUCUACUGCUUGAGAAAGAGGAACGAAAAGAGAGAAGGCGAUUACGGAAACGCAGAGAAAAAGAAGCAGAAGCGAGGAGUAUCAGACGGUUGAGCGCAUCCAGCAGUCGUCUAUUGAAUGCGCCAAGUCUAAGGGAAAUCACAGAGGAAGAGCAGGCGCGACUGAGCAUAGUUUCACCCAAGACUAGAGGUCGGGGCGUGAGCAGGUCUAGCGCUGCACCUCCCGACUUGCCCAGAGUGACCGAAGGCAAGACCCCCGAACCCGAUGAUCGACCACCGCCUCCUGUAGAAAAGGACCAGCGUCGCCGUUCGCUUUCGAUUACGUCGUCGAGUUGUGGUCCUGCUCUACCGCCAAAGGAUGUGCCCAGGAGACCGCGUGCCGCUAGCAGAGGCAGCUCUCAGCUACUCCAAGUCAUACACACCAGAAACGACUUACUAGCCCCGCCGCCAUUUCAUCAAAAACUACGGAAACGACCAUUCAAAGAUCAACUCGCCCAUCUCAAGUCCUGGUUCAAGACCAGCAGUGGAAAGUCGCAAAAGAAGGAUAUCCAAGAGAAUCUCGAAGUACAACUGGCGACUGCUCGCAAAGCUUCGGCUUCGAUGCCGUCGAGUCACCGGAGGGGUUCUGCUAAUGAUCUCCUGAAGGAUCAGCGAAAGAGUCCGCGGCCAGACAUGCCGACACGAACAACAUAUCCCAUACGGCCACGUAUAUCCACUGCUUCAUCCUAUGGUUCUACAGGAUCCCGGACCCAUGGAGGCAAUAGGCCGUCUCUUUCACCAGCACCGCUUACACCCCGCUCCUCCAUCUACCGCCGCGGCUCAGGUCUGCGCGGCAGAAAAUCGACUUCUUCUUCCGUGUCAUCUGUUCGCAGUAUUCACACUCACCACCAUUCUCUUUCGCGCGCUUCCACCACCUCUUCAAACUCUGUGGCUUCUCCAUCUCUCAGCACACAUUCCCGCGCUAUCUCAAGGUCACCACACACAAGUGGCAGUGUUGUGGUCUUGCCUCCUUCCACACCUACAUCCUCGGUCACUGGCACUUUUCCAUCGGGCAUUCGAGUUGCUCGACGUCCUCCCCCUGGCAAUCUCGGCACUCUACCUACCUUGUCCACUCAAACCCUGAACUCGCCCAUGAAUUAUACCUUCGGUCCCAGUCUCGGCAAUACACCCGGCGCACGUGGCAGAGGUUCCGGCAACAACUCUGGCGACAACAGCCGUGGUACCAGUGCUCAAGGCCGUCGCAGCAACGAAAUCACCAUCACCGAAGAAGACGAGGAGGAGGAAGAAGAGCAACAAAAAGAACCCAAAGACUUUUUCGGCAGCAAGAUCACCUUGCAAGAUCAGGGUAUGAGACUGGUAGAAGAAGACGAAGAGGAAGAUCUCGAAGUCGAAGAAGUGGAAAGUUUUUCACCCAUUGAAGAGGGAGACACGACUGCUUUCAUCAUCGAGGAAGAAGAAGAAGAAGAAGAUCCAGAUGGCGAUAUCACUGUGAUACCCAAUCUAGGUGAAGAUGAAGUCGAGGCCACUUCUUCGCCUGAGAUGAGUAGGGAUGCGAAGACUAUCGCUGAAGACGUUUUGAGUAGAGAUGUCGUCAAGGAGGGAGAUACAGAGGAAGGGGAUGCAAGUCUGGGCUUGGGCAUUAGUGGCGCUGGGAAAUAA
Molecule: messenger RNA, 2670 nt
Organism: Aureobasidium uvarum
Lineage: Eukaryota; Fungi; Ascomycota; Dothideomycetes; Dothideales; Saccotheciaceae
Source: the annotation of a GenBank genome assembly